Messenger RNA from Gekko japonicus, 4953 nucleotides. It is a transcript of the gene EDEM3, whose product is annotated as ER degradation enhancer, mannosidase alpha-like 3. The coding region runs from base 146 to 2917 and encodes 923 amino acids. The transcript has 20 exons. Gene Ontology annotation, biological process: carbohydrate metabolic process; endoplasmic reticulum mannose trimming; mannose trimming involved in glycoprotein ERAD pathway. NCBI's taxonomy places the organism in Eukaryota, Metazoa, Chordata, Lepidosauria, Squamata, Gekkonidae. Gene Ontology annotation, cellular component: endoplasmic reticulum; membrane. The record is from RefSeq and is a predicted model, not a curated record. Gene Ontology annotation, molecular function: calcium ion binding; mannosyl-oligosaccharide 1,2-alpha-mannosidase activity.
GAGAGGAUCUCUGUUUCCUUGGCUACGGUGGAGAGAAAGGGAAAAAAGAUAGAGAGGAGGGCCGGUCCCUUCACUUGUCGCGGAAGCGGCGCGGCUGCUCUUGGAGGGAUGGGACCGAGUCGGGCCUAGCGGAGCAGCUACCGCCAUGAGCGGAGCAGCGGCUGGUGGGGAGGGAAGGAGCGGCGACUCCCCAGCAAGCCGUUGGGCGGGCUGGAAGUUGCUGGCUCUGGGCCUUCUCUCCGCUUCCUCGGUGCUGGUGGCAGCCCCGGCCGCUCAGGCCAUGAGCAGGGAGGAGAAACGCCGCCUCGGGGGUCAAGUGUUGGAAAUGUUUGAUCAUGCCUAUAGUAAUUACAUGGAACAUGCCUAUCCAGCGGAUGAACUCAUGCCUUUAACUUGCCGUGGAAGAAUUCGAGGUCAAGAACCAAGCCGUGGGGAUGUGGAUGAUGCCUUGGGAAAGUUUUCCCUGACACUGAUUGAUACAUUGGACACUCUUGUGGUAUUGAAUAAAACCAAAGAGUUUGAAGAGGCUGUUAAAAAAGUGAUCAGAGAUGUUAAUUUGGACAAUGACGUUGUAGUAUCAGUGUUUGAAACAAACAUAAGAGUUCUUGGAGGGCUUCUAGGUGGGCACUCUGUAGCAAUCAUGCUGAAAGAAAAAGGUGAAGACAUGCAGUGGUACAAUGGGGAACUUCUGCGCAUGGCAAAGCAGUUGGGCUACAGGCUCUUGCCAGCUUUUAACACCACCAGUGGUCUCCCAUAUCCAAGAGUUAACUUAAAAUUUGGCCUAAGGAGUCCAGAGGCUCGAACAGGAACUGAGACUGACACAUGUACAGCUUGUGCAGGCACUUUGAUCCUGGAGUUUGCUGCUCUGAGCCGCUUCACAGGCGCAACAGUAUUUGAGGAAUAUGCGCGGAAGGCACUUGAUUUUCUUUGGGAGAAAAGACAGCGCAGCAGUAAUUUGGUAGGAGUCACCAUCAACAUUCAUACUGGUGACUGGGUCCGAAAAGAUAGUGGAGUUGGAGCAGGAAUUGAUUCAUACUAUGAGUAUUUAUUAAAAGCCUAUGUCUUGCUCGGAGAUGACAGUUUCCUUGAAAGAUUUAACACACAUUACGAUGCCAUAAUGAGAUACAUUAGCCAGCCACCACUCCUGCUGGAUGUGCACAUACACAAACCAAUGCUCAAUGCUCGGACCUGGAUGGAUUCUCUGCUAGCAUUUUUUCCAGGUUUGCAGGUAUUGAAAGGUGACAUUAGACCAGCUAUAGAAACUCAUGAGAUGCUGUAUCAAGUAAUAAAAAAGCAUAACUUUCUCCCUGAGGCUUUCACAACAGACUUCCGAGUUCAUUGGGCUCAGCAUCCUUUACGGCCAGAAUUCGCAGAGAGCACUUACUUUUUGUAUAAAGCUACGGGAGAUCCUUACUACCUGGAAGUAGGAAAAACUCUAAUUGAGAACUUAAAUAAAUAUGCCCGAGUACCUUGCGGGUUUGCAGCAAUGAAAGAUGUCCGUACUGGAAGUCAUGAAGACAGGAUGGACUCUUUCUUCCUGGCGGAGAUGUUUAAGUACUUAUACCUGCUCUUUGCUGAUAAGGAAGAUCUGACUUUUGAUAUCGAAGACUAUGUCUUUACUACUGAGGCUCAUUUGCUACCUCUCUGGCUGUCUACUACAAACCAAACAGCCCCUAGGAAAAAUAUUACUACAGAAUACACUGAACUGGAUGAUAGUAACUUUGACUGGACGUGCCCCAACACCCAGAUUCUCUUUCCAAAUGACCCCAUGUAUGCUCAGAACAUCAGGGAACCUCUGAAAAAUGUGGUAGACAAGAGCUGUCCUAGGGGUGUAUCUCGAGCGGAGGAGAGCUUGGGCAGUGGACCAAAGCCACCGCUGAGAGCAAGGGAUUUCAUGGCCAGCAAUCCUGAGCAUUUGGAGAUCCUGAAGAAGAUGGGAGUCAGCUUGAUUCACCUCAAAGAUGGAAGGGUCCAGCUGGUGCAACAUGCUAUCCAAGCGGCAAGUGCACUCGAUGCAGAAGAUGGCCUGCGGUUCAUGCAAGAAAUGAUUGAGCUGUCCAGUCAACAGCAGAAAGAACAACAGCUACCUCCACGUGCGGUUCAGAUUGUUUCCCACCCAUUCUUUGGCAGAGUGGUGUUGACAGCUGGGCCUGCACAAUUUGGAAUGGACCUGUCCAAACACAAAGCAGGGACAAGAGGAUUUGUUGCAGUCGGUAAACCUUAUAAUGGAUGCUCUGAGAUCACCAAUCCCGAAGCACUGAAGGAGAAAAUUGCCUUGAUGCAAAGAGGACAGUGCAUGUUUGCCGAGAAGGCUCGGAACAUCCAAAAAGCCGGGGCCAUAGGCGGCAUCGUUAUCGACGACAACGAGGGAAGCAGCAGCGACACAGCCCCUCUCUUCCAAAUGGCCGGAGACGGCAAGAACACGGAUGACAUCACGAUCCCCAUGCUGUUUCUGUUCAACAAGGAGGGCAGUAUCCUCCUUGACGCCAUCCAGGAGUACGAAGCGGUGGAAGUGCUGCUGUCUGAUAAAGCGAAGGACAGAGAUUUGGAAAUGGAGAGCAUGGAUCAAAAGUCGCCUGAGAACGAUUCCCAUAACCAGAGGUCAGAAGAAAUCGCAACAGAUCUGAACUUGGGCAGUCACCGUUCUGAAGAAGGAGGUGGCUUGAAUCCGCCUACAGAGUCGAGUGGAAAUGGUUUUUCUUUUGAGAACCAGGACUCCUGUGUCCCCAACCCCCAGGAAGCCAGCAGCAGUCAAAUUUCAGAACUAGAGGAGUACCCUGAGGACCAAUCAAAGACAGAGUCAGACUCCAGUCCCAGUAAUAACUGGGAUAAUAAAGGCCAGUCCAUGGAAUCAAUAUUAGCAGAUUGGAAUGAAGACAUAGAAGCCUUUGAAAUGAUGGAAAAAGAUGAACUAUAACUUCAAAUAACUUUAUCGUGGGACUAUACAACAGUGAACUCCGGAGGACAGUAGGGCCCUAAUAUCUGUGGGGGGGGAGAAAUGAAAGAAUUGUUCAGUAUUGUGAUAUGCAGCCAGGUUUUAUUGGCAAAAGCCAGCAUGUGUUAAUUUGUAUUUUUUAAUUUUUUUCCUGUUUUUUUUUUUUUUAAUGGGAAUGUGCAAUUGACCCAUUUUGCAGGGUUCCUUUGCAUGGUGCUGUAAUGCAGGAGGUUCAUUCAGGGAAUGAUUCGGUUUCCUCCUGGGUUCCAGGUUGCUGCGAGUUAGCUUGCCUUAGCCACAGAAGGCAAAGAAUCAGUGCAAUGGAAUUAAUGUGCCCCUGGGUCUGGAACGGCUAGUUGAGGGCGGCACGACAUCCUGGCACCGGAGAGCCACAGGCUGGCUGCUGGGAAGAUGCCAUUGCAAGGGGGGGGGUGUCAACGCUGUAUCUCCAUUAGAACCUUUGUGGAUACCUGGGCGUGGGUACUUCAGGGGGUUGUGCCUUUUAAUUACAAGGGCAGAACAACAGGCAACUGCGAUUUGCCCCGUGCCACUUAGUAUGGCAAGUGUGCUGUACCGGUUUUAUUACUUCUUCCAUUUGUUACUUUGAGAAACGACCAAGACGGCUUGGAAUUUUUAUUUUUUAUUUUUAGUUCCUAGUACAAGUCAAGACAGCCUAGAAACCAAAGGUAAUGAGCUCAGUUAGCAAAAAGGAAAUUCACAGAUAAUUCUGAGACGAAUCUGGGUAAUGGGGCCUCUUUCCUCCCCCCCCCUUGAUUUUGGAAUGUCCACGGUAAAAGCUAAAUAUCAGCCAAAAUUAACAUCCUUGCUGAGUUCUAGAAAGAUUUAGUCUAUCGGUUAGUGUUUAGGACAGAAUAACGUUCACCUGGUUUGCCAUUUUUUUCUUAACUUAGCUUUGUAUCCACACCACUCCUGCUACUGUACAUAAUGUGUCAUUCACCCCCCUCCCCCCCCCCAGCAAGAAGGCCAGUAUCUUGGUAGCAGUCUGACCGGGAAGCAGCGGGUCCAUGGUGUGGCGUGACUCCCUAGGACAGGCUGGGAUGUUAUCGAUUCUUUUAGAGCCGCAGUCGCUUUCGGUGGGACAGCAAUCAUGUUUCACAAAUGUCUUAUUUAAAAUUAGGAUACUUUUAAAAGCCCAACUGUAGCAGCGACAAUUACCACCACCACAACCAAAAAAGCAAACGGCGUUAAUGCAGUUGCAUCUCUUGCAAGACUGCCAGACACUAUUUACAUCCAGUCUUAAUUGUUUUCAUUUUGGUAGUUUUAAGCUUCUUUCUGCUGAGCGAAUGCGUUUGCACGUUUUGCUUUAGAAAACCAACUCGGCUGCGCCAGAAUCCACCACUUUAAAUAUAGCUGGUGCUUAGUGGGAAGUUAGCCUUAUGAGAGGUGGUGUAUAAGCAGAGAGAAGGCCUCCAUCAUUGCAAGGACCUGUCAGGGCAAUUUCACGCCGCUACAUGAUCCUUGCUAGAAGAGGAGCAGCUUGAGAGGACAGUAAUGGCAUCUUCCAAUGUAGUGCUUUACUUCCCCUGAAAAGUGGACGGCAACCAGGGACUGGUAUGAAAGGAAGCAAGCUGGGCAGCCCGGGAGAAGGGGGCCGAAUCUGCGCUUUGCUGUCCGUCCCGAGUGGACCCACGGGCUGGGGUACGGGAUGACUUUUACAUCCUCCUUGUCUGUAUCCUAGGUUGUGGAUGUUUGGUCACACUUGUAUGUGUUAGGCUUUUAUGUUUGAGAUUUUUUUUCCCCCCCUUUAGGUUUGCAGACUGAAGGACAUCCGGUUGUUUUGCUGGCAAACACUUAUCAGUUACACAUACUUGUAAUCUAAGACAGGUUCUAACAUAGAAAGGAAUGGGUGCGCAAAGCAUACUUUCAAAUGUACAGGCACUUCUCUGAGAGCAUAACCAGGCAGCUGAAGAGGCUCUUUUACAGAUGUUGGUGAAUCUUGGAGGACUAGUGAAUAAGUGUCCCAAUCCCCCCCCCCCAAGAAUUUUCAUUUUUUUUUU